AUGGUGCUUGUUGCACACAGUGGUGACCUUGAUGCUGCCUUUCAGGCCCUGGCCCGGGACGAGCAGUCCAAGAAGGCAAAGGCACACGUUGUGGGGCCGGGCGCGGCAGCUCGGGCAUGCUUGAUGCCGCCGACCCAGGACGAGUUGGCCGAGCGGCCCGCCAAUGAGAAGGCGCGCUGUCUGAGAGCGGAAUCCUGCUUCUGGUCUGCACUCAUGCUUGAUGCCUCAGGCCGGCUCCGACCGGCCCCGCACUCAGUUGACAACGGUGCCGCAGCGUGGGCGCCGAUUGGAAGCCUAGGACGGAUGUUGCCUGGAAGUUUCUCGGGGCGAUGGCGGGUAUUGCUGUGCUCAUCAUCACAUUUCUCCAGCUUCAGCAGGCCAUGUGCGACUCGGAGUGUUGCAACCAUUGCUAUGAUCAUCAUCGCAGCUGUCCCGCUGCAGCAGGCCAUCCGGGAGUCACCUGAAAGGCGACUGCAGGAGGCAGUGCGAACCCUGAUGCGCCCGCACAUCCCCACCAAGAUACUUAAGGAGCAGGUCGUGCAGCGCAAGGCAGCGCUGCUUCGGGUCAUCGCAGACAUCAGGAGCAGGAUCAGCUCCUGGGAGGAACAUGCCACCGUGGUCACCGGCCGCUACGGCUGCGGCAAGUCGGUGGCCGUGCAAGAGGCCCUCCGCGGCCUUCGGGGCGUCUAUGUCCACACCGUGGAGAACGCAGAGUGGAAGUCCACCCUUUACGAGGAACUGCACCUGGACGGGCAGGGAAUGCUCAAAGAGCUCUUCAAUCGGGUAGCGGCGGAGCUCAAGAAGGAUCCCGAGGCCCUCUCCAAGGUGCCGAUCCUGGUGUUGGACAUUCCGCGAGAGACGACCCAAAGCAUGAGUCUCGUGUCGAACUUCGCGAAGGAGAUGUCCACGGACCAGAUGGGCAGCGCGGUGCACGUUAUCGUCUGUGCCUCCGCCGCAGGCACGGCUAUGACCUUCGAUGCUGGAGGUGCCCCGCGACAGGUGAACUUCUGGGUCGAGGAUCUCACCGAGGAGGAGGCUCAGCAGAUGCUGGAGCUGAAGGGGCAUGCGGAGGACUGGAAGCAGUUCACGGCCGCUUGUGGCCUCAACGCGUUGGACCUAGCCGUUGCCUGCCGAGACUACGCCGGCCCCAACAGCUUGGAGACGAUGAGGCGCCAGAAGGAGGCCAAGGCCCACCAGGAAGCGCUUCAGUUCUUCCAGCACUGCAAGGUCCAGAAUGUGGACACCACGUUCCUCGUAGGCCCCAGCAUUCUGCAAGCCUUGUUGGCCAACCGCAAACGCGGGGACGGUCAUGGCGUCGGCAUGCUGAGUGCCGGAACUGCCGCGGUGCCGAAGAAGGUAGCUCAGUGGAUGAGGCAGGAGGGCUGCCACCCGGUCAUUUGGCAUACAACACACGAGAAGUACAAGUUUGCGUCGGAGCGCCACGCAGAAGCCGCGGCCGCAAUUUUGAACCGACGCCGGUGCAUAUCACGAUGGCGCUACCUCGCGGGGAGCUCUGAUGACGUAGGUUCUGUUUGUGUUGGUCGAAAUGGGGUCGAAAUGGGGGUCGAAAUGGGGUCGAAAUGGGGUCGAAAUGGGGUCGAAAUGGGGUCGAAAUGGGUCCGAAAUGGGUCCAAAAUGGGGUCAAAAUGGGGUCGAAAUGGGGUCGAAAAUCGAUCAACUUGUGCUUGGAGCGCACCGUUUCUGCUGCUUUUAAGAGUGAAUACGUUCUGCAUUGAGAUUUCGGGCUUCGAGAUUGGGAAAGCACAUUUUGUGCUGCGUAGCUUCAGCUUGACCAUCAUGUCGGAUGUCUCUUCGUCCUCUGCGUCUUCUGAAGUUGGCAAAGUCUCGGAGCAAGUGAAUGAGCCCUUGGUCGAGACUGCAGAGCUGAACAGCAAAGACGACGGGAAAGCUGCAGAGCUGGCAAGCAACGGCAAGACCGACGGGAAAGCUGCACAGCUGGCAAGCAACGGCAAGACCGACACAUCAGCUGCAAAGCCCCGUCACUACUUGAACAAGCUCGAGGCGAAGAAGCUCAAGCGCCGUCGGGAAGCUGAAGCAGAAGGGCGCGUGAUCAGAGGGUAUGAGAAGAAGACCAAUCAGGUCAUUCAGCACAUCACGGCCGAUGGAACUCAAACUCGAAGCGAGAUCUAG
Molecule: messenger RNA, 2151 nt
Organism: Symbiodinium natans
Lineage: Eukaryota; Dinophyceae; Suessiales; Symbiodiniaceae
Source: the annotation of a GenBank genome assembly